Spirometra erinaceieuropaei is the source of this 708-nucleotide messenger RNA. The record is from the annotation of a GenBank genome assembly. Lineage: Eukaryota; Metazoa; Platyhelminthes; Cestoda; Diphyllobothriidea; Diphyllobothriidae.
AUGAAGACAGGCGCAGCAAUCUAUGGAGCCACCCGCAUCACCGCCGACAAAGCCAAACGCGAAGCACAUGAAUCUCAACUGCGCCUACCUCCCAACGCUAACGCUCAACCACCCCCGGACCUGCUCAUUGUGACAACGGAAGUUCCGGGCAUCAGUCGGUCUCAUUGGACAUCAUCGUAUCAAUUGCAGUACCCGGACGACACCAUCCGAUGUCACCUCGUCCACCUCUGCCUCGCCACUACGCCGAAAAUUAAUACUGACCACGCUCCUGAACCCCAACUUCCAUCCUUCUCCAACGCCUCAACAUCCACUGCGACGACUCCUGUAUCAACUGCACACAAUCCUGACACAUCGAUCAACACUAACCGCACCAUUCUCAACACCUGCCAUGUGAACUCGGUUCAUACCUGUCCUCAUUGCGAUCGCACCUUCGCCCGACACAUCGGUUUGGUCGGUCACUUGCGAAUCCAUCGUACAGAGACUGAUGAACCAGUGCCUGGAGCGCCAACAUACACAAAACGCAUCCAUCUCAACUAUCCUCAGUGCACCUGCACAUUCACCCACCUCAUGGACUUAUUAGCCACAUGCGCAUUCGCGGAAGCCUGCAGUAGACAACCGUCGGGUAAACCACACAAUCACAUCUUCCUCCACCUACAUCAUGCAGCAUCAUCACCCAAUACAAGCAUCCAGUUGCCACCUCCCAAGUAA